CGAGAUUCGAAAAAAGUUCGCGGCAUAAGUAUACUAUAGAAGAAAUGGAUUUAAUCGCAUUGAUCGUGAGUGGAAAGAUUGUAGCGUGCAAGUAUGUUCUGCCGGCAAACCGCAUAUAAAAAGGUCUUUUCUGUGCUCUUGGCGUUCAGUCUUCUUUUCCCCACGUCUUUCAGUGUGCGUUUGUUUUCGUUAGUCUGAGGAAAUUCCAGAUAAUAGCAUAAUAAUAUUCCAGCAAAGAUGUCAUACAAAAUCGAACCAUUGCCCAAUUCGUAUGCCCACCUCGGUGAAGGUCCUCACUGGGAUAUUGAGAAGCAGAGCCUUUAUUACGUAGACAUUGAAGCUGGCAAAUUGCUGCGCUACGACUACCAGGAAGAUAAGGUGUACCAGAGCAAAAUCGAGGGUGUGGAGCUUGCCUCGUUCGUUGUGCCAAUCGAGGGUCAGAACGACAAGUUUGUCGUUGGAGAUGGACGUCGUGUCGUUGUCGUCUCCUGGGAUGGUAUCUCUGAAACAAGCAAAGUAGAUCGCGUACUCUUUGAAGUCCAACCCGAUGAGCAAUACGUUGUUAACCGUUUCAACGAUGGCAAAGCUGAUCCACGUGGUCGCCUCUUUGCUGGAACAAUGCGUUAUGUAGGCGAUGAAUUCAAGGAUCGUUGGGGCGAGUUGUACAAGUACGAAAAAGGUGGCAAAGUUUCUGUGGUGAAGAGCGAUGUCGGCAUUUCCAACGGUUUGGCUUGGAACGAGCAAUUGAAGAAAUUCUACUUCAUUGACACCACCGAUUAUGAAGUGAAGGAGUACGACUAUGACUUUGAUGCUACAUAUCGCACACCAUCUUGAAAAGAGUCACACCUCAAAAGUCCGAUCCGAAAAUAUAACUGUUUGUAGAUGGUACAGAUUUAACGCAAUUAAUACAAAAACAGUUACAAUAGUAGUUUUCUAGCUAGAGAACAUAAUGAUG
This is a messenger RNA of Rhagoletis zephyria (snowberry fruit fly), 955 nucleotides long. Its product is annotated as regucalcin-like. NCBI's taxonomy places the organism in Eukaryota, Metazoa, Arthropoda, Insecta, Diptera, Tephritidae. Gene Ontology annotation, molecular function: calcium ion binding; gluconolactonase activity. The record is from RefSeq and is a predicted model, not a curated record. Gene Ontology annotation, biological process: L-ascorbic acid biosynthetic process.